UAAAGAUUGUCCUGAGCUGUGCCCUUAACCUUGCCCUGUGAGCACCCUUUCCGUCUCAUGAUAAAUAUCGCUUCUCCCACCGCCGCCGCCUCCUGAGCACUUUCGCCUCUCACACACCUGCUUCCCGUCGCCGCGAUGGCGCCCCAAUACACUUACAAGUACCAACAACUCGGCACGCACCUCAAGACCAACCGCAAGCUGCAGGGCAUUGUCGGCGCCGGCUUCAUAUUCCUCCUAUUCGCGGGCAUCUGGGCAUGGACGCCGCGGCAUUACCAUACCUCGGAGGAGAAACCCGAUUCGCCAUCCAUACCAGCACCCGUGUUUGCGACAGGGAAGGGGUGGAAGGGCGGCCGCCCAGCGUAUACCUUCGCCGACGGAACGACGUAUGAGAAGCCCCCGGAGAUCAAGGUUCAUGCGUUGGUGUUCUAUGGGAGGUGGGAUAGAGUGCAAGUGCUGGAUUGUUAUCUACGAAAAAAUCUUGUCAAGAAUGGCGGGUUUUUGGAUAAGGUCGUGUUUGUGUCCAAUACGGCGGAUGAGCACGAUCUCGCGGCGCUCGAGAAGAUUUUGAAAAACGAACCGGAGGGAUACGUUCGUGGUCGUAAGAUGAAGCCGACCAAGGAUAAGCUAGACUUUCAUAAUGCUUGGGAGGGUGUGGAAUCGGAUGUGCUUUAUAUCAAGAUCGACGAUGAUAUUCUUUACAUCCACGACGAUGCGAUCCCGCAGCUGGUGCAAUACCGCAUCACACAUCCGGAGUACCUGAUGAUCUCCGCCAACGUAAUCAAUAACCCGGAGCUAUCUUGGGUGCACACACGUAUGGGCGCCGUGCACCCCUUCCUUCCAGAGAUGACGCCGCCCAAAGGCUUCAACCCCGUUGCUCACCUCGCAGACUGGAAAAUAUCCAAACUCCCGCGCAUCAAGUCUUCCAUCGCCUCGGAAGACGCCUACAUAACCCCCGCUCACCCGCACCGUUGGCUGCCCGCUGAUGUCAGUAUGGACUUCACCCCCGUCUCCGGGACAGAGUACAAUGCCUUCGGCCCCGGAUGGAACGACUGGCGAGUGGCGGCACAGCAGCACUACUCAUUUUUCCAGAACGCCGAGAAAGGCGCGACAGGGCUGGCAGCGUAUCAAUUUGACACCUGGGAUAUGAACUAUGAGCGCCUAAGCAUCAACAUGGUGACUAUCUGGGGGAAGGACGUGAUCAAGGCUUUCCCGAUACCUAGGGACGAUGAGGCCCAUCUUACACAGGUUGUUUCUAGACUUACUAAGAGACAUGUGGUGGUUAAUGGGCAGGCACUUGCGGCGCAUUAUGCGUAUGGUGUGCAGAAGGACGGUCUGGCGAAGACGGAUGUGCUCCAGAGGUAUAGGGCAUAUGCACAAGAGUAUUGUGGGAAGCUACUUGUUUGAGCUCGUUUUAGAUUUUUGUACGCUUUCAGUGAUACCAAUGGAUUUGUUUCAUGUAUGAUAUAUAGAAUUCUUCGAGAUACGGUCAAGUUGAUUACGGGAUGGGAGGAUGGGGAUAGAGAGAGGGAGAUCAAUUUAUUAUUGCAUACGGC
Tricharina praecox is the source of this 1553-nucleotide messenger RNA. RefSeq lists its product as uncharacterized. The transcript is spliced from 5 exons. NCBI's taxonomy places the organism in Eukaryota, Fungi, Ascomycota, Pezizomycetes, Pezizales, Pyronemataceae. The record is from RefSeq and is a predicted model, not a curated record. Bases 136 to 1404 code for a protein of 422 amino acids.